CUGGAGGUAGAACCCAGGGCUUCUUGGAUGCUAGACAAAUGCUGUACCACUAAACUAUAACCCCAGCCAGCCACAACUGCAUUAUUUUUUAGUUUUGCUAUAGGGCUUCCAUAAGUUGCCUAGGCUGGCCUUGAACUUGAGAUCAGCUUGCCUGAGAUGACAGGCUUUAGCUGCCAGGUGCUGGGACUUUUUUUUUCAGUAUCCUUAUACCUGAGACGUUAAAUGAAUGGGAUGGGCCCUGAGAUACAGGUGUCCCUGACGGUGACAGGAUCCAGGGUCUUGAGGAAAUGGGUGACAUUUUCUAUCUCAAAGCCCCGCAGGUGGCCAGAGGGUGACAUUGGAAGGUUUAGGUUCUCCUGCUGGGGAGGAAGGAGUUAAAUGUCUCUGCACCUCAGCAAGGCAUCAGAUUUCUCUGGUCCAGGUUCUUCCAGGAAGGGGUGGAGCUAGGCUGGCCCCUGGGCCUCUCCGUAGCCUCAGACUUGGUAGGUCCUGCUGAGAAAGCAUGGGGGACUGUCUAAGAAAGAGGCUGCUGUUACUGGACACCCUCACCUGAAGACCCCCAAGUGCACGGCCAUGGCCCUGGUUCCACCUCUUGGCCGUGAAUUCCCGCCAGAGCCUGUGAAUUGUCCUCUGGCAGCUCCCCUGGAGCUGGAUGUCAUCGGAGGUACCAUCUGCCCUGCACCUGAGGAAGAGACAAGCAGGCCAGAGCAGGUCCAGGCCUCCUCGGGUCCACCUGAGCAUUUCAUGGGUGAACUGAAGAGCCCUGAGUCUGCCACCAGCCCCUCGAGACUCCCCCUGGCCUCUUCCCAUGAGUAUCAAGACGGGGGCAAGCCCUGUGAGCACUCUGACUCUGGUCUGGAAGUACUAGAAGCUGAACAGGACAGUCUACAUCUAUGUCUGUUGAGGUUGAACUUCCUGCUGCAGGACCUGGAGCAAGGCCUUGGGUCUUGGACGCUGGCCCAUAACAGGAUUGUCCAGCUGCAGGCCCUGCAGGCAGAACUACGAGGGGCCGCUGAGCGUGUGGAUGCAUUGCUUGCAUUUGGUGAGGGCCUGGCAGAGAGGAGUGAGCCCAGGGCCUGGGCAUCGCUGGAGCAGGUCCUGAGGGCCCUCGGAACCCACCGAGACACCAUCUUCCAGCGGCUCUGGCAGCUGCAGGCCCAGUUGAUCAGCUAUAGCCUGGUGCUUGAGAAGGUCAACCUCCUGGACCAGGACUUGGAAGUUGAGGGAGACUCAGACGGGCCAGCAGCUGGUGGAGUCUGGGGGCCCUGGGUACCCAGUACCUUCCCCACUCCUGCAGAGUUGGAGUGGGAUCCAGCAGGGGAUGUUGGGGGUCUUGGGCCCUCAGGGCAAAAGAUAUCUCGGAUACCAGGAGCUCCCUGUGAGCUGUGUGGCUACAGGGGACCCCAGAGCAGUGGACAGGGCCUUGAGGACCUGUUCUCCUUGGGACUCAGCCACCGGAAACACUUAGCGGCUCACCAUCGAAGACGGCUCCGGAAGCCUCAGGACAGGAAGAGGCAAGCGUCUCCCAGUCUGCCCGAUGUGAUGCUGGAAGUGGAUCGUGGGUUCCCAGCUCCUGCAUCCAAGUGGCCCCUGAUCCUCUUCUUUCUCCUUCUCUUCCUCCUUCUGGUGGGUGCCACACUGUUGCUGCCCUUGUGGGGGGUCUCCUGCUGUUCCCAUGCUCAGCUGGCCAGGACGCCCUACCUGGUGCUCAGUUAUGUCAAUGGUCUCCCUCCAAUCUGAGCCCACCGUCCCAGACACAUGCAUUAAAUGGUCCCUUUCGAGAGA
Messenger RNA from Mus pahari (shrew mouse), 1785 nucleotides. RefSeq names its product spectrin repeat containing nuclear envelope family member 4 (gene Syne4). The record is from RefSeq and is a predicted model, not a curated record. Gene Ontology annotation, biological process: establishment of epithelial cell apical/basal polarity. The coding region runs from base 574 to 1740 and encodes 388 amino acids. NCBI's taxonomy places the organism in Eukaryota, Metazoa, Chordata, Mammalia, Rodentia, Muridae. Gene Ontology annotation, cellular component: nuclear envelope; nuclear outer membrane; meiotic nuclear membrane microtubule tethering complex. The transcript has 8 exons.